GAAGGGAGGGACUUGGGAAAAAAGUGAACGAACGGGAAAGAGAGAGAAGAACCCCCAGUACGGACGAAGCAGCACUUGGAAGCUGAAUGUGUUUUGUGUGUGUGUGUCGUGUGAAAUACCUGUCUGCUGGCGGAGUUUGAACUGACAAGCAGGGAGCACAACAUUUCCAAUGGCCAGUUCUGGAGAGGAAGUGACUGAGCCAGUGGCUCAUAGUUCAGUCGCUGCAAACCUGGGUAGAAGACGCUUCUCACAAGACCUCCACAAUAUGAAUCCAGAUGAGAUAGAUAGCCUCAUGUCCAGCAGUGAGGGCCGGGCUUUCAUGGUGGUGCACCAUCUCCCUGAAAUAAAGGAGAUAGGUAUACCUUUCUUAAUACCUGGUGUCCCUAUUACCUGCAGAGUGGACAACACAGAGAAGUACACAACACGCUCAAAGGUGCGUGUGGGAACCCUUUACACUGUGCGACUCACACACGCCCAUUUCCACUGGGCGGUGAAGAGGAAGUACAAACAUUUUCAGGAGCUGCAUCGAGACCUCUAUAAGCACAAGAUGAUGAUAAAUUGGCUGCCACUGGGGAGAUUUGCAAAGGACAGGCAGCAGCUGAGAGCCAUGUCAGAGGAAAUGCCGAGCCUACACGGGACUGAAAGGACCAGAAGAACCUCCAGCAAAAUGAAAUACCUGGAAGAGUACCUGAAUGAUCUUCUGGAGAACAACUUCUGUAGGAAUGACCACAGCAUGCUGGAAUUCCUUUGUGUUGGUGCUUUAUCCUUCAUCACUGAUCUGGGACCCAAAGGACUGGAGGGGCCCAUCUUUAAGAGGUCUGGGGGUCACCGUGUCCAAGGUUUGAACUGCAUUGGCCACCAUCAGUUGUGCUUCCGCUGGUCAUGUCGCUGGCUGGUGGUCAAGGACUCCUUCCUGAUGUAUAUGAACCGAGACAACGGGUGCAUCAACUUUGUUCUGCUCUUUGACCCAGAGUUCAAAGUGAAAGUGGGCCAUGCUUACACAGACACCAAGUAUGGCGUCUGUUUUGAGAACUUCACUCGGUCUCUGGUCAUCAAAUGCAGCAGUUACAGAGAAGCGCACUGGUGGAGUCAUGAAAUUAACCAACUGGCCGACAACUCUGACUUUGUCAAGGUGCUGCGUUUUGAGGGGUUUGCACCACCAAGGGAGGAGACACUCACCAAAUGGUAUGUGAAUGGAAGUGGCUACUUUGCAGAUUUGGCUGAUGCACUUGAACAAGCCAAAGAGGAAAUCUUCAUCACUGACUGGUGGUUGAGUCCUGAAGUGUUCCUGAAGAGGCCGGCUGUUAAUAAUUACUGGCGCCUGGAUGAGAUCCUCAAGCGCAAAGCAGAACAGGGAGUCAAAGUGUGUGUGCUGCUUUAUAAGGAGGUGGAGUUGGCGCUGGGUAUCAAUAGUGAACACAGCAAGAGGACUGUGAUGAAUAUGCACCCAAACAUCAAGGUGAUGCGUCAUCCUGACCAUGUGUCAUCUGUCGUGUUCCUGUGGGCUCACCAUGAAAAACUGGUGGCUAUUGACCAAACUGUAGCAUUUGUAGGGGGAAUUGACCUGGCGUUUGGGAGGUGGGAUGAUAGCCAGUAUCGACUAACUGACUUGGGUUCAACACCCAGCAGUAUAAUGGAAGAAAAGCCAAAGGCAAAGUCAGAUGGUAACAGUGUAACUGAUAGUCCAAACCCAUCUGAGACGGUCAAAAACCUGGAGCAGGACACAGUGGAUCUGACUCACAACACUAAACUGUGGCUCGGUAAAGACUACAAUAACUUCAUCCAGAAAGACUGGGUCCAACUUGACAAGCCAUUUGAAGAUAACAUCAACCGCACACGAGUGCCACGCAUGCCAUGGCGAGAUCUGUCUGCAGCAAUUCAUGGCAGAGCUGCUAGGGACGUGGCACGCCACUUCAUCCAACGAUGGAAUUUCACAAAGAUAUUUAAGCUCAAGUACAAAGACGACUUCUAUCCCUACCUUCUACCCAAAUCUCAGUGUACUGCUGACUCACUCACCUUCACUGUUCCUGGAUCUAGGAAAGCCAAAGUGCAGGUAUUGCGCUCUUCAGAUCGUUGGUCAGCGGGCACCUGUGAGAACUCUAUCCUCAAUGCCUACAUUGACACCAUCAAGAACAGCGAGCACUACAUUUACAUUGAGAACCAGUUCUUUAUCAGCUGUGCUGACGGGAAGACCAUCCAUAAUGGGAUCGGUGAUGCAAUUGUGGAACGAAUCCUGCGUGCUCACAGAGAGCAGAAGAAGUACAGAGUGUUUGUGGUGAUUCCUCUACUCCCUGGAUUUGAGGGAGACAUCAGUGCAGGAAGUGGAAAUGCCAUCCAGGCAAUACUGCACUUCACUUACAGGACUAUAUGUCGAGACGAGUGCUCAAUCCUGACGAGACUGCAUGAAGUUAAAGACCAGUGGACUGAGUACAUCACACUGUGCGGCCUAAGAACACAUGCCCAGCUUUCUGGCUCACUUGUCACAGAGCUCAUCUAUGUUCACAGCAAGGCUCUCAUUGCUGAUGACCGCUGCUAUAUCAUUGGCUCAGCUAACAUCAAUGACCGCAGCAUGCUGGGCAGCAGGGACAGCGAGCUGGCAGUGUGUGUGGAAGAUGAAGAGAGAGUCCCGUCUGUCAUGGGAGGGGAGGAGUACCAGGCAGGACCGCUCACACUCGCACUGCGCAAAGAGUGCUUUGGAGUUCUUGUCGGAGCAACUACAGACCCCAGUAUCAAUAUUGACGAUCCAGUCAGUGAUGACUUUUUCUUCUUGGUCUGGAAUGAAGCUGCUAAACUGAAUGCUUUGAUUUACGAAAAGGUCUUUAAAUGUGUGCCCUGCAAUGCUAUCCACAACAUGAGAGAGCUAAAGGAAUAUUCCAACCAGGAACGCCUUUGUGACACGAAUCCUGAGCAGGCCUUAGAGGAACUGAAGGCUGUCCGAGGUCUGGUGGUCUACUUUCCCCUGAAGUUCCUUUGUGAGGAGAACCUGCUGCCUCCACUGAACACCAAAGAAGGCAUGGCACCUGUAGGGCUGUGGACGUAACAGCAGCUCAUCCCACUGAACCAGAGUAGAAUGUGACUUGACAGCUAAGGACUGCACGUCCACUUGCUAUUCCAAAUAGCUCCACAUCAAAUAAUUGUAAGCACAGUAGAUUAAUGUAGUUACAGCACAUGCACUUCAACGGUGGGGGAAAGACUUAACACACCCUAUAUUUUAACAUGUUUUUUUGUGUUUAUCAAUGCUUUUAUACUAUAUACAUGUUACUGACCUAGUUUGAGUAUAACCACUGAAAUUCAGUUUUUCCGGUCAUUUAUAAUUUGGUGUACUGGCCAGUUUGUUCACGAUGUUACUGUCUGCAGUUUGCUAAAUCUACAGUGGAAUCUGAAACACAGCACUGCAAAAGAUACGCAAAUGAAUGUAUGAGUCACGAGAGGAUUGCAAGGUGGUGUUUGAAAUCAAGAAUCUAAUAUUAUCUGGGAACAUAAUGUACAUUACAUGGUGCAGGGUUUUUGGGUAGGUGGGUGGUUGUCUCUCUUUUUCUCUCCCUCUCUCUGAGGCUUCACCUCUCACUGCAGUGCCAGCAAAUCUGUCAGUACAUUUGUGGUUGUUAUGGUGACGGAUAUAAAGAGAUGACUAGAUUGUAGCUGAAAUAAAGACUGGAUAGGGCAGAAAAAGGACAAUGCUGAUCAAAGGAAUAAUUUAGUCAUGUGGGAUUGUGUAGUAGCAUGUAAUAUAAAGAAAGAAGGUUUCCAAUUAUUGAGUAAUUUAAAGGAGGUUUUUUUAACUUUAUUUUUCUCUGUGGCAUGAGACUGACAGCAAAAGAAAUAAGCAGCUCCUUUCCAUUUAAAGAAAUUAUAAUAAAGGUAUUCUGGAAAUGUCAGAAACACUAUUUUUGCCUGAGAAAACUAGCACUGACAGUGGAUGUCAGUAACUACGGAUGAUAACAGCGAGCAUCAACAACAGUUAGCAUAUGGUUGUGCUAACCAUUGUUAGCAUUUUCUUUAAAACAGUCCAUCAACAAACACUCCAUAUUGAUGUGGUGAUGUCCAACAGAAAUCAGGCUUUGCCCCAAACUCAGAUCUCCUGUUUUACAGAAAACUGUCACUGCUGAAAGUAAGAAGCACAUGAAGUUAUUUCAUAGAAGACCUGAAAAUGGGAUGCUCAGGUAGUGUCACCUCACUGUUUUUGGUUUAAAAAUGUAAUUUCUCACCCGGCCAUCAGUACUGGACAAUUUCACACCAGUAUCACUGAAAGAUCUCAUCAGUCUGGUUGACUUUAAGUUCAAGCUCAAGAUCCACUUGUACAGACUUGCUUUUAACUAGUUUUAUGUUACUACUGUGUUUUUAAUUUCUGUGUUUCUGUUUUAUGUUUUCACUGUAAAGCACUUUGUGAUGUUAUCUUAAAAGAUGCUAUAGAAACAAGAGCAAUCCAAGAUAUGGGAUUCACAUCGUGACCUGGUGUUGCAGUCUGAACAGUCCCCUCAUCUGGUCGGUCCCCCUGCCUUCGCUGUGCAUGCGUUAUUUGUGAGCGGCAGCAGCGAUUUUGCGACGGAUCUUUGAAGCUUUUGUACAACAAUCAUUUCUACAUAAAUUCAGCUUUAUUUCAUAAUAAAAGAUGGAGCAAUCAGCGCGACAACAGCGCAUCUGAGACUGACUCUACCGAUCAAAGGGAAUAAUGUGAUUAUUAACCAUCAGAUGACAAAAUAAAACCUCUUACGUCAUUCUAAAGUCAGUUUUAAGCAGAAAUGGGGCGAUAAUCUAUUAAUCGCUGCUAAUGCUCCAAAAUGACGCAUACACAGUGAAGGUAGGGGGAUUGAUCAGACGAGGGGACUGUUCAGACUGUUGGCAUUUACCUGGAUCCGGAUUACCCAACACAAUGCAAUAAUUACAUACUGAUCAAGAAUGGUCCAACUGAUCAAGAUGUUGCAAACUGAUAUUUAAUUCACAAGCUGAAACAAAAUUGUGUCUUCCUGAUCGUGGUCAGGUUUUACAUUGUGAUAUCAUGUCCAUGAAGUAGUUUUGAUGUAAUCCUUAAAAAUAUACAAAGCGAAAUCCGGAUCCAGAUUCAGAUCACAUCCAAAAUAUAAUGGAGUCUUCCAGAGCCUAACACCAUUGUGUGGUGAAAAUUUUGUGAAAAUCCAUUAAGUAGUUUUGAUGUAAUUCUUAAAAUCCGACAAAGUGAAGUGUACAAAUUGAAAUCUUGAUCCAGAAGCCAGAUUCAGGGCACCUCCAAAAUUCCAUGUCUUCCACGGCCUAAUACAGAGGUCUCAAACUCGUUCCAGAAAGGGCCAAAAUGGUGCAGAUUUUCUUUGCAUACACCCACUCCACCAGGUGAUUUCACUGAUUAACAUUACUUUGAGCAGAUGGAAUCAGCCAAAAUUCAGUAGAGUCUUCCAUGACCUAAUAUCUAUCUGUGGUGCAAAUUUGGUGAGAAUCCAUGAAUUGAUUUAUUUUACAUAAUCUUCAAAGCUUAAUUAAAGUGAAAUCUUGAUCCAGAAUCCGGAUCUGGGUCACCUCCUAAAUUUAAUGGAGCCUUCCAUGGUCUCAUAUCUAUGUGGUGAAAAUAUCAUCAAAAUCCCUGCAGUAGUUUUGACAUAAUCCUGCUAACAGACAGACAAAUAAAUAAAUGCCGAUGAUUUUAUUACAGCCUUGGUGGACGAAAUAAAUUUUACUUACUGUAUCUGCUUUAAAGACAUGAGGUGUCCUAUUUUAGCUUCCUCAGAAGGUUUAUAGUAAACAACCAUGUGAGACCAUUGUGGAAGUUUGUACAUUAAUUUGGAAAUGAUUGCUACAUUUAUUAUUUUUUAUUUUAGUCACCCUGAGAAUAAUGUUGCUUAUUAGUAUUUUAAUAGUGGUCCAAACAGGAUAUUCCAGUAUCUACUUUAAAGAUGUCAGGCGGUUGGCUUGUUGACUUUACUUUUCAGAUAUUCCAAAGUGGUGUCUACAGUAUAUUCCUGUAUCCGGGUGACAAAAAAUGUUCUGAUUGUCUACUUGUGAUUGUACGAGGUAUGUUAAAGUGCUUGCCCUUUAGCCAUAACACUGAAAUGGCCUUCAGGAAGUGCAAUUCCCAGAGACUGAUUGGCUUGUCAGUGUGGGUUGUCAAGGCUUUGCCAUUUCUAACAUGUUUGGUGUAAAAUCAGGUUCAUCACUGUGAUCUUGUUGAAAUGUGUUCAUUCCUAGUACUGAACCAUGAGGAAUAUGUAGCUAAUACACUCUAGUCUUUUGCUGGCCAAAUACGUAGUGCCGAUUGUGAAUA
Molecule: messenger RNA, 6253 nt
Organism: Thalassophryne amazonica
Lineage: Eukaryota; Metazoa; Chordata; Actinopteri; Batrachoidiformes; Batrachoididae
Gene: pld2
Product: phospholipase D2
Exons: 25
Coding region: 170-3040 (956 amino acids)
Biological process (GO): intracellular signal transduction; cell motility; phosphatidic acid biosynthetic process
Molecular function (GO): phosphatidylinositol binding; D-type glycerophospholipase activity
Source: RefSeq, a predicted model, not a curated record